Messenger RNA from Rhagoletis pomonella (apple maggot), 1188 nucleotides. RefSeq lists its product as uncharacterized. Lineage: Eukaryota; Metazoa; Arthropoda; Insecta; Diptera; Tephritidae. The transcript has a single exon. Bases 1 to 1188 code for a protein of 395 amino acids. The record is from RefSeq and is a predicted model, not a curated record.
AUGCAAAUUUAUGCCUUGGUUUUACCGUCCAUUACUUCUCAGACUCCGGCGGUGAAUAUUGACGUGAACCAGUGGCCGUACUUGAGAAGGCUUCAGUUGGCGGACGAUCGGUUUGGUACGCCUGGCAUUAUCGACGUUCUCAUCGGCGCGGACGUGUGGGGGCGAGUCUUAGAGGGUGAAGUCAUCGGUGGACGACCAGACGAACCUUUCGCCCAGCGUACCCGCUUUGGUUGGGUAGUGUUUGGUCCGGCAGUAGUGUCUUUUACUUCGAACGUAUCAUCGCUCACACUCAGCGCGUUAACGAGUGAGGACGACGUCCGUUUAGAAGAACUGCUCCACAGGUUUUGGGAGAUGGAUGAAAUUGUGGCGGCCGACAAUCAACACGUUGACGACUGUGCCCAGAUCUUCGAAGCUACUCAUGGCCGCACUGCGGACGGCCGUUACAUUGUGCACCUACCUCUACGACAAAAUGCACCAAAGCUUGGUGACUCGUAUGCACUUGCUGUGCGCCAAUUUGGUAGACUAGAGCGUCGCUUGGUAGUAGAUCCCGCCCUCAGAGAAAACGAUGUGACAUUCAUGCGGGAGUACGCAACUCUCGGACAUAUGGAGCUAGUCGAACCACCGUAUCACCAUAACAAUUGCUACUGUAUUCCUCAUCAUGCGGUUACCUCCAAAUUCCGUGUGGUGUUCAAUGCCUCGGCGUCGCCCAGCACGGGAGUCUCCCUAAACGAUAUUCAACUGGUGGGCCCAGCGCUUCAGGACUCGCUUUGUAGCAUACUUCUUCGCUUCCGACGUUUUCGAGUGGCGAUAACGGCCGACAUCGAGAAAAUGUUCAGGCAAGUGUUGGUGGCGCAGGAGCAUCGAGACUAUCAGAGGAUUAUUUGGCGCGAGUCCCCGGCCGAAGAUAUUCGCGUAUAUCGAUUGAAGACCAUUACAUAUGGCAUGACAUGUAGUUCAUAUAACGCAGUGCGCACGUUGCAGCAAUGCGUUUAUGAUAAUUAUGGUUCAGUUCCGGAUAGGCGGCAGGCGGUCCUCGCUCGAGCUGCGAUUCUAACCUCGUUUUACGUAGAUGAUUUCCUCACCAGUUGUGAGAGCGCGUUCGAUGCAGUGGAACUGGCUAGAAACGUAGAUACCAUUUUAUCCGCGGGAAAAUUUACGCUAAGAAAAUGGAACUCCAACGAUGGCUAG